Molecule: messenger RNA, 848 nt
Organism: Drosophila navojoa
Lineage: Eukaryota; Metazoa; Arthropoda; Insecta; Diptera; Drosophilidae
Gene: Ssk
Product: smooth septate junction protein snakeskin
Biological process (GO): septate junction assembly
Cellular component (GO): plasma membrane
Source: RefSeq, a predicted model, not a curated record
GUAUUCAGUUGAGCAGCGACAACCAAACGAAUACGAAUCCAAAUUCGAAUAGAAAACGAAUACAGUUCGAGUGUGUGAAUAUAUAGAGAGGACAAACGAUAAAUAUGGUAUCUGUGGAAACAAUUGGUUCGAUUUUCAUCAAAGCACUUAAGCUGAUCAUCAAUCUGGUGGUGAUCUUCCUAUAUCGUUGGGGCGAUGGCGGCGAGUUCCUGGGCAUUGGCGGCACAUGGAAUCUGAACGAGGAGAAGAGCGCCGAUGCGGAAAUCGUGGCGUCCGGCGUGAUGGUCGGCUUCUUAAUAUACACGGGGUGCCACACCAUUGCCUACUUCUUUGGCACCACCAAGCACAAGGGCGAACUGUGCGACACCAUCAUGAAUGUGGUGGGCACCUUUAUGUGGAUCGCCGUGGGCGGUGUGGCGCUGCACUACUGGAAGGGCUACAUGUCCGACGAGGGCUUCCUCUAUGUCAACUCGGAGCGUCAGGUGGGCAUCGCCAUGGGCUCGCUGUGCGUCAUAGAGGGCGCGCUGUAUCUGCUGGACACCGUUCUGGCCUGCAUACACUACUCCAAGGGCGACACUGACUACACGCAAUGAGCAGGGAGCGAGAGUGAAGCGUCGCUGGAGCAACAGCCGAAUAACUGACAACAUAUUUUUUCAUUUUCUACCAAAUUCAGUUAACUCUAAGUGCAAAUUAGUUCGUAAUCUACUUAUCGAGCCACUCGUGUAUGAUUCGCUCGUUUAACGUUUUAUCUUAUUUACCCACUAGCAAACCAUUUAGGUUUCGCUCCAACUACACACGUUGGCUAAUACAAAUUGCUAAGAUCAAUACAAUGAAACAAACAAACAAAC